Molecule: messenger RNA, 1126 nt
Organism: Homo sapiens (human)
Lineage: Eukaryota; Metazoa; Chordata; Mammalia; Primates; Hominidae
Gene: ATP4B
Product: ATPase H+/K+ transporting subunit beta
Biological process (GO): pH reduction; proton transmembrane transport; potassium ion transport
Cellular component (GO): sodium:potassium-exchanging ATPase complex; apical plasma membrane; plasma membrane
Molecular function (GO): heterocyclic compound binding
Source: RefSeq, marked reviewed
AGUCUGGGCGUAGAGGGUGCAGGGAGCAGACGGGAGGAUCUCAGGCCAGGGACGAUGGCGGCUCUGCAGGAGAAGAAGACGUGUGGCCAGCGCAUGGAGGAGUUCCAGCGUUACUGCUGGAACCCGGACACGGGGCAGAUGCUGGGCCGCACCCUGUCCCGGUGGGUGUGGAUCAGCCUGUACUACGUGGCCUUCUACGUGGUGAUGACUGGGCUCUUCGCCCUGUGCCUCUAUGUGCUGAUGCAGACAGUGGACCCGUACACACCGGACUACCAAGACCAGCUACGGUCACCAGGGGUAACCUUAAGGCCGGAUGUUUACGGGGAGAAAGGCCUGGAAAUUGUCUACAACGUCUCUGAUAACAGAACCUGGGCAGACCUCACACAGACUCUCCACGCCUUCCUAGCAGGCUACUCUCCAGCAGCCCAGGAGGACAGCAUCAACUGCACCUCCGAGCAGUACUUCUUCCAGGAGAGUUUCCGCGCUCCCAACCACACCAAGUUCUCCUGCAAGUUCACGGCAGAUAUGCUGCAGAACUGCUCAGGCCUGGCGGAUCCCAACUUCGGCUUUGAAGAAGGAAAGCCAUGUUUUAUUAUUAAAAUGAACAGGAUCGUCAAGUUCCUCCCCAGCAACGGCUCGGCCCCCAGAGUGGACUGCGCCUUCCUGGACCAGCCCCGCGAGCUCGGCCAGCCGCUGCAGGUCAAGUACUACCCUCCCAACGGCACCUUCAGUCUGCACUACUUCCCUUAUUACGGGAAGAAAGCCCAGCCCCACUACAGCAACCCCCUGGUGGCAGCGAAGCUCCUCAACAUCCCCAGGAACGCUGAGGUCGCCAUCGUGUGCAAGGUCAUGGCGGAGCACGUGACCUUCAACAAUCCCCACGACCCGUAUGAAGGGAAAGUGGAGUUCAAACUCAAGAUUGAGAAGUGAAACGGUUUGCGCAGGGGUCCUGGGCACGCCUGCGGGGUCGCUCAAGGACACCCUCCUGGUUGGGCUUACCUUGCCCGUCAGUUCCCUGCCAAAUCAUCCCCAAAGUGGUUUGGAGCAACGGUGUUGUCAGUGUGCGAACUCCAGAGAAGCGCCCACAUCUGAAGGACCUGCUCGCGAGUAUCAGUUCUUCCUUGUU